Molecule: messenger RNA, 1440 nt
Organism: Symbiodinium pilosum
Lineage: Eukaryota; Dinophyceae; Suessiales; Symbiodiniaceae
Source: the annotation of a GenBank genome assembly
AUGGACAUGAAGAUCAUCAAGGGCGGUUCCUCCACGGUGGCCAAAAGCUGCUACCGUGCUGGUGACGCUUUGGUCUUCGAGCUACAGCUACGUCAGGCCAAGAAAAUCGUUGGCUAUGCGUACGAGAUGCCUCUGCCAGACUACAUUGUGGCAGAUGAGCCAGGGCAGCCUGAGUUUGAAAGGCGUUCAACUCUUCAACUGCUUGCAGUUCAAGAUGGCAAAACGGUGGUGCUGGGACCAGCGCACAGCGACAUGGAGCGCAUCCAGACGGUCGGCGACGGCGCUUUCGCCCACUGGAAAGAGCCACUGCCGGAGGGCCCCUUCGGCACCAGCAAGCUUCACUUUUCCACACCUGGCAACGUGGAUUUGCUUCUUGGCUGGAAGUUAAGGAAAGCGAUUUCACAGCUCCGGGCCGUGGUUUUCCCGCUUUCCCCGCGCAUGGGCUUCGUGGAAUUCGUUCACAAGCCCAAUAAGAAAGCCAAGGACUACGAUCCUACGAAGAGGCGCCGGCGGAAGGAAAUUCAUCGCGAGCUCUUCUUCCAGACCUUCCCCACUCUUGGCGUGGAACCGCACUUGGCAGACAGGCCGCAGGACACUCUGCCCGGGGUUGCCUACCUCUGGCGAGCCAGUCAUCAUGAUGAGUUCAACUUCGACCUCCAGCCUGAGGAGGUAUUCGAAAAGCGCAUGCCCUAUGCGUUCGCAGAGUUCUUUGGCAGCUUCGAACAGACCGGGGCCGUCCUGUAUCCGCCCCCGGCAUGCUACAAGUACUACGAGAACAAGGUUGCGCUGACAGAGCUCUUCCAAGGAGCCCACGUGCAGAUGCCGAUGACCUGGGUCUUCCGCAAUCUGGCGGACGCCAUGGCACGCAAAGCGGAAGUACAACUGCCUGUGGUCAUCAAGGAUCCAUAUGGCUACUCCAGCAUUGGCCUGUUGCAGGCGGAGACAACAUCAGAGUUGACAGAGGCGUUGAAGGAGUUCUUCUCCAAGGCCAAGCCAGGGGUGGAGGCCCUGGUGCAGAAAAAAGUCCAAGCCUUGCGCGAGGCCCGUGUCACGUACGUGGAUGGACGCCCGUUCCACGGGUACUGGCGAAUCCGGCAAAGCCUCAAAAGCGCAUCGGCAGCGUCUACACGAGGUGGCUACCAGGAUUUCAACUUCCCCCUGGCCGAGUUGGCUCCGUUCAUUGCAAGCUUUGCCAACAAAACUGGGGUCCCAGUGGGAGGCGUGGACCUCAUCUGGCAGGAGAAGAACCCUGACCUUCACAAGGAGCCUUUUACUCUGGAGGUCUCUCCAACCAGCGACAUCAAUCCGCCCAGUCCUCCGGACUGGAAGGAGGGCUAUGCCGAGUUCAAGCACACCAAGGGCUUCCGCAACGCCUACAUCGGCAUUCGUCGCAAGUGGGCCGAAGCGAUGGCUCUAGCAGUUGUGGACCGGUGGGCCUGA